This is a messenger RNA of Schizosaccharomyces cryophilus OY26, 2394 nucleotides long. Its product is annotated as nucleotide-sugar 4,6-dehydratase. NCBI's taxonomy places the organism in Eukaryota, Fungi, Ascomycota, Schizosaccharomycetes, Schizosaccharomycetales, Schizosaccharomycetaceae. Gene Ontology annotation, molecular function: dTDP-glucose 4,6-dehydratase activity. Bases 779 to 1867 code for a protein of 362 amino acids. The record is from RefSeq and is a predicted model, not a curated record. The transcript has a single exon.
CUCCAGUAACUCGUUCUUCUUAAUUUCUUCUUGUUCACCUUGCCAAGGUCGUUUUGCACGAUGAGGAGAACACAGUACCCAUGUAUCAUUUAAAGGAUUAUAUCGGCGAUGAGAAUGAUCUGUAAAGUCGAACUUCAUACUCAUCCUUGAGAUUGUAGUAUUAUAUAAUUCAGCAGGAAGAAGGUACCUUGAGGAUCAGACAUUUCUUCAUGGUGGUUUCAUGAUGUAGGUUACAUAAUUCUUUACCCCACCGUUCACUCCGCAUACACAAGCCUCAUUAUAAGCGAAACAGCAAAUUUAACCUAAAAGUAGUCGGAGAGUUUGCGGAGUGAAGCCCUUAUUAGAUCAGGGGCUUUAAGUCAUUGAUUCGUUUUCUAAGGAAUAAUACAUCUUGGCUUCGAUAUCUAUGUCCUUUCACACCUUAGUACCGCCAUGCAUUGUCUUAUCCUUUCACCUCCUUCUUCCAGUCGGGCGUUAGUCCUGAGUAUUUUCUGACGUUUUACGGAGAUAUAUCGAUAUUUGUUUUGAGCUUUACUAAUUACAUUAUUAGCUGUGCACAAGAGAAUUAAGUCGACAAAAGCACGGGUGAACGUUUAGGGAUAAGGGUAUACGGUGGAGUAUAUUUCGUAAACAAAGUACAGAAAGGACGAAUUUAAUUAUUUUUUUUUCUUUCUUGGUUCAUAAGCUAUUAAUUUUGUAAUCAACACGUGUUCAUUUAUUGCAGGGCUAAAGCUCCGACUGUGCGAAUUUUUUGUUAAAGCCAUUAAAGGUAUCUAAUAUGACCGUUUGCGAUGGUUACGAGCAGCAUGUUUUGGUAACAGGCGGGGCAGGAUUCAUUGGAUCCCAUUGCCUAGACUUCCUUGUGUUUAAAUAUCCUCAAUUUCAUUUUACAUGUAUGGAUACAUUAAACUACGCAAGCGAGAACAGCACGAAAUUUCUCCAGAAUGUUUUGGGAAGGCCAAAUUUCAACUUUAUUAAGAUAAAUUUGGUUUCAGAAUAUGCUGCCCUCCAAAAAUUUAUCAUCGAUGAGUUUCCAAACACGCGGAUCACACAGAUCAUCAAUUUCGCUGCAGAAACAUGUGUCGAUCGCUCCUUCUCAGAUCCUAUCUUCUUUACUAAAAACAACAUUCUCUGCACUCAACAUCUGCUAGAGUGCUCUCGACUUUUGCUCGAUCGCUAUCCCCACCUUCGUAGUGUGCUCACAUUUAUGCACAUAUCUACUGAUGAAGUCUACGGCGAACAGGAAGAUCAUGAAAAUGUUGAUGAGCUUUGCAAAUUGAACCCGAGUAAUCCGUACGCUGCCUCCAAAGCCGCUGUUGACUUAAUCAUCGGAUCCUAUGAGUUGUCGUAUAAUCUUCCUGUGACAAUUAUUCGAGCCAAUAAUAUUUAUGGAUCACGACAAGAUGGAGAAAAAUUAAUUCCUAUGACAAUUUCUAAACUACACCGGUUUCUUCAACAGAAAAGUCACGAAGUCAUGUUUGACAAAAUUACCAUUCACGGUGAUGGCUCACAAAAGAGAAAAUAUUUGCAUGUGUAUGACUUUUUAACCGCUCUUGAUUUAAUUUGGUCGAAAGAACGAAUGAAUGCUGCCUCUUAUAAUCGUCAUACUAAUCAUCAACUUUUUAAUGUUGGCUCUGAAGACGAAAUUGACAAUUAUUCUCUCGUGAAGCGUAUAUGCGAUUACUUCCUCCAGAAAAAAUUUCCUUCGAACAACUUUGACUAUUCGAAGUUUAUUUCAUUUUUUAAAGACAGAAAUUAUAAUGACACAAGAUAUUCUUUAAAUUAUGAAAGACUGAAGCAAUUUGGUUGGAAACCUCAAAUUUCUCUUGAUCAAGGAAUUAAAGAACUGGUUGACGAAGCCUUCUAAUCUGUGUCCUUAUGUCCUUUUUUAUACAUUGCUAACGUUCAUCAUGCUUUCAUAAACCGAAUUCCUAAAAUAUCGGUCACUUUUUACUACGUAUUCUUGUUUGUCUAGAACAAACAAAGGUUAUUUAUGAGUUAUCUCCUUAACAUUUCAUUCCCGUUUUUGCGACAUAUCAACUGAACGUACUAAAAUUAUGCAUAUUUAAAAAUUCAUUAAUCUUCAUUUCCAUAUUUAACAUGUGAAAGAAAACAUUAAUUUAGAGCCAUAAAACUCUCCCUUGUGAAGAAGAACUUGUUUGGACCAGGGCAAAUAAUUGAUUGCACUUAAAUAGCGACCUGCUUCAACGCAGAAACCGGCUCUAGCUCUAAAAGGAUCAAUAUCUACGUUGUCCCCUGUGUAUAGUUGAAAAGCCGGUUCUGUAGAUGCCACGGAGAUUUUAAUUGAUGUGGAAGGGUGACUUGCUUCAGCAAUUGCCUUGAGCUCUCUGCUUCUUGUAUCAAGAGCAAAAUCGCUUUCACCGACUAUAAAAC